Chaetomium globosum CBS 148.51 is the source of this 6567-nucleotide messenger RNA. RefSeq lists its product as uncharacterized. The coding region runs from base 1 to 6567 and encodes 2188 amino acids. The transcript is spliced from 11 exons. The record is from RefSeq and is a predicted model, not a curated record. Gene Ontology annotation, molecular function: oxidoreductase activity; ATP hydrolysis activity; protein binding. Lineage: Eukaryota; Fungi; Ascomycota; Sordariomycetes; Sordariales; Chaetomiaceae.
AUGGCGUUCCAUUGCCACCCAGACGAUUCCCACAUCCGCGAGCACACACCUAAGGAUGUCGCAUCUCCCACAACUGCCCCCCUCCUCAACUUCCUUCUCAAAUUCAUCAAAUCGGAGACGCGCUCCCGGGAUGCGGAACAGAACAUACCCCAUCGUGGCCUGCUUUUGGGCAACAAGGGCGCGCCGGUGGCGUCCGACAAUUCGAAGGCUAUCUCGGCUGAGCCCGUACCGGCCAAAGCUGCAAAGAGAAAGAUUCCCGACGAGGACGUGCAGAACAAGGUCUAUAUGGAAAUUAUCAAUGGCCCAGGGUUACCGCGGGUACCGGCGGGCACUUCGGUCACCAUUGUCGGUGGAGGCAUGUCCGGCCUUGUGGCUGGCUACGAGCUGAAGCGGGCCGGCUUUGACGUCCGGAUCCUUGAAGCGUCUUCUCGAGUGGGCGGCCGCGUUGUCACUUUCCGGGACCCUCUCUUCGCACCGGGACUGCACUGCGCAGGCAUCCCCCGCGAUCACUCUCUUUUGCGCGCCUAUAUCAACAAAUUUAAUAUCGACUCAUCGCUACCCUUUGAGAUGAAGAACAAGUUCAUCUACCUUUCGGACUACCACGGCGGCGACAAGUUGACGUAUGACGAGUUCAACAGGCUGUUGAGGAGCUCUGACCCCGAGCUGCUCGCUGUCUUACCCAGGCCUGAAACCAAGCGAGCGAGCGAAGGCGAUAUUGACUUCAAGACUCAGCGCGCAUUCCAGGCAAUCACCGACAGGUACGACAGGUACACCUUUCGUUCGUACCUCCAGGAGGUUGCCGGGUGGAGCAAUGACGCUAUCAGGCUUUACGACCUUGGCAACGCUCACGUAGUGUACGAGAACAGCUUCAUUGAGUCCUGGAAGGACCCCUCCCUCUCGAGCAACGAGCAGGGCGAGAAUGCCGGCAUGCAGCAGCUGCAGCACGGCAUGGACCAAGUCCCCAAAGCCUUCAUUUCGGCGGACGGCGGAAAUGAAUCCCUUGCCGAAAACAUCACAUAUGGCGCCCGCGUGACACACAUAGCUCACAUCGACCCCCCGGAUCAGCUCGGCCAGGUCCGGGUCGACUAUGAGACGACCGGCAACAACACAUACAGCAUCACAUCCGACUACGUCAUUCUCACGGUGCCCUACACAGCCCAGCGCACCAUCACCAAGUCCAAACCCUUCAGCCACCAACAAGGCACCGACGGCGGGCUGGUCAACGACCUCCCCAUCAGGUACACCAUGUUCUCCGUCACCGAAAACAACACCCAAACCCAAGGCACCGACCGCGGCGUCAUCAUGGCGGCCUACACCUUCCAGCAAGACGCCACCAUCCUCAGCUCGAUGCCCGAGUCCCGACGCAUACGCACGGCGGCGGAGAACCUCGACCGCAUGUUUCCGGAGGCCAACUCUCUCAAGCUACUCGAGGGCGGCACGUCGCAGGCCUUCCCCGCGGACGAGCUGGCGGGCGGCAGCGCCUUUUGCUACUUCGGCCCAGGCCAGAAGUCCCAGUACCUCGCGACCAUGUGCGAGCCCGACUGGGCGUACCCGGCCGACUCGCAGAACUAUCGGGUGUUCCUCGCGGGUGAGCAUGCCAGUUAUACGCAUGGCUGGAUCCAUGGCGCGAUUGAAGCCGCGUUGAGAUUGGCUACGCUCCUCGACAUCGAAGGGUGGUCAGCCUCGAGUUUCGUCUUCAGAGUAGUAUCUCUUGAAAAGUUGAAUCUGAACCCCGGCCUUCGUCAUCCAGUCAGUCCCAUCACCAUGGAAGCAGUCGGCUUGGCCGCCAGCAUUGCCAGCCUGGUCCAAAUUGCCGCGUCAAUCGCGAAGCUGACCUACAGCUACGGAACCGAGGUUGCCAAUGCCAGAGAGACACGGAAGCGUUACGUUCAGGAAGUGUCGGCCUUCAUCUCGGUCCUGCUCCGGUCUGAACAGGCUUUACUUGAUUCUGAAGCAUCGGGGCUGACUCAAAAGCGACCCAUUUCGCUCUCUGACAAUAUCAUCAAGAGCUGCUACCGAGAGCUCAAGGUACUUCUGAAUGACAAGAGCAUGGGGCUAAAAAGUCUCAGGGAUUCAUCGGUUGUCACGUACAAAAAGCUCGAACAGGUCGCUUUAGACCAGGAAAAGCAACAACUUCUUAUGCUGCUGGGAAACAACGAAUACUCACGUGCGAAGCCCGAGGCUUGCCCUGGUACAGGGCUAUGGCUCCUUCGCUCUGAGGAAUUCAAAAGUUGGUGCGGCCAGCAAGGAGGAUUGCUAUGGUGCUCUGGAGCCCCCGGCGUCGGGAAGUCUCUGCUUGCAUCCAUCGUCAUCGACCACCUCCAGGAACAACGGGGGGGAAUGCCUUCCUCCAUUGCAUACUACUUCUGCGAGUUCUCUUCUCGUAAUACUCAGACUCCUUUAGCUAUACUCCAGUCGCUACUCAGACAGCUCGUGGAGCAGGCUGGAGAAGAUGUCGUCACAAAGAUGAGCACCGUCAUCUCGGACCCCAUCAAACGAGCAAAGGAGGAAGACGUAUGCAAGAUUCUUGCCGAAGCAUGUUCCCUCCACCCUUCCUAUCUGAUUAUUGACGCUCCGGAUGAGCUGGAAUAUCCUAGGCGCCUUCUCUCCUACGUCCAAUCGAUUGUCGACAGCAAAGCCCGCGUCAUGAUCAUGAGCCGAGACAUGCCCGAGAUGAGAAGAUUUCCACAACUUACAAGAAUCAAGGUAGCCUCGGAGCUAGAGGACAUUGACAAGUAUCUGAAAGCACAAUUCGAGCACCACGAGCUGCUUGAGGACGAAGACCCCUCGGAGUCGGACCGUUUGAUCAGUACCAUCGUCUCCAAGAGCGGUGACAUUUUUCUACUUGCCAAGCUCCUCGCGGAUAACGUCUUGGAGCAGCAGACGCUGAGACAGAUGCGCAACGUUGCCGAGACAUUUCCGGAUUCUCUCGAAGCUGCGUACGACGCCACAUUGAAGCGCAUUGAUGCCCAACCCAAGGUGAAAAGGACGCUUGCUCGCAGGCUGCUGGCAUGGGUUACGCGCUCCAUGCGGCGCCUCCGAAUCGAGGAAGUUAUCGAAGCCUUUGCCGUGGAAGAUAAUACCGACGAGAUUGCCGCGGAUAAUAGAUUGGAUGCUGGGCGGCUUCUGAACUCGUGCUAUGGUAUUCUUUCUGUGAGCAAGGACGACAACACUGUCGGUUUCAUUCACACCACAGCCCAUGAGUUCUUCACCAGGGUUUCAUCGGAUUCCGAUGCCCACGCGGAUAUGGCACACACGUGCCUCCUAUACCUCAAUUUGCGUCCUCUCCGGGAAGAGACCUUCGACAGCGCCGCACGAUUGUUCAAGCAGCUUGAAAGCAUGCCAUUUCUUUCCUACGCAGCCUCGUACUGGGGCAGUCACGUUACAACCAGAGAAGCCGAGAGAAUCUCACAGGGCCGUAUUAUGACACUGCUCAAGAACAGGCGUGCUCGAUGCAACGCAUUCCAGGCUUCCAACUUCCCGAAGUACCUGCCCGAGGACCUGGUUGAGCCCGUUUUCUCGUCCAUUCCCACCGGCCAAGUACCAUUGCAUAUCUCAGCCUACUGGAAUCUCCAAGAUACCACUCUCCAGCUCCUCCAAGAAGAUGCCGAUGCGUCGGCUCCAGAUUCGCAGAAAUGGACGCCUCUACACUGGGCGUGUUAUCGGGGCCACUUGGAUGUGGCGGCCAUCCUCCUGCGACACCAUGUCAAGUUUGAUGCCGCGGACUCCCAAGGCUGGACCCCCCUUUUCUGGGCCGCAUUUCACGGCCAUGCUAAGGUAGUGUGCCUGCUUCUCGAUCAUGGUGCAAACCAUCUCCACCGCAGUGUGCUCGGGUGGACGGCUCUGCACUGGGCCGUUUCCAAACGGCACUACGAGGCCGUCGAGGCGAUACUCAGACACCACAAGUCAUCUAACUGGGCGAAGCCGUGCCCCUCGACACUUCUGAAAGAUCUGACUUACCAGGACGCUGUCAAUAGACGUGUGAACGCCGUCGAAAUUGCAGCAAGCAUCGGCGACACCAAAAUCUUCGAUGCCCUGACGAAUUGUCUCGAAAUAGAUCGCUCGAUAUCAGACGACUUGUCCUUCAACAAGAUAUGGUCGGCCGAGAAGUUCGACAACCCAAUUUCCAACCCAUGGCGCACUCGGAUGAAAGCGAAGCGUUAUGUGGCUAAUCCCUUGGGGGACGACGUGAAAGAUACACGAGAGUGGAAGUCCAAGCUGCUGCUAUCCGCAAUCAAGGAUAAAAAGAUGGACAUUGCAAAGCUCCUGGUCCACAACGGGGCCGACGUCAACUAUUUUAAGAAGGCAACCCCCUUACACGCAGCCGUCCUCUGCCGCGAGCCCGAAUUUUGCCGGCAGCUCAUCGGGAUGGGAGCAAGGCUCGAGACUGUGGACGAGCGAGGAUUCGCACCUCUUCAUCAUGCUGUCUUGAAUGGCGACAUCGACGUGGUUCGCGUCCUCCUCCACAACGGAUCUAACGCUAAUGCCCGCGCGACCGAACCGGCCCCGGAAGCACGCUUGUCUUAUUAUAGCAUAUUGCACGGAAACUCGGCAACGCCGCUGAUCCUGAUAUUCGACUUUCUCUCGCUUGGCUACGAGCCCCGGAAAGAGCUAGCCCUGCAGCUCGCGGUGCUGUUGAUCCAGCAUGGGGCCGAUGUCAACCUGACUGACAAGGAGGGGCGAACAGUCCUGCAUUAUGCCAUCGUCAAUCCAUACGGCCCACUCAUAGAAUGCCUGCUAAAAGCCGGUGCACGCAGUGACUUACAAGAUAUGGAUGGGUGGACACCCUUUCACGACUUGGCAGCAGCUGGACACGUUACCGAGUACGGGGAUGAGUGGCUAAGGCAGCUGCUAUCGAAGCUGAUAGAAAGCUCCAGCGACCAGAACGCAGACAGGAUACUUAAUCUGGAGGCAAGAGGAAAACGCUACUACCAGUACCAGCGAAGAGAACGGCAGGGACAACCCUCUGGCGGCAUCAACACCGCUCCAACGCCAACAACAAACCCAGUUACCCUGACCCUCGAGAAUGCACAAUGGGACAUCUUUGGGGUAUUUCAGGAGCUUGGUGGUCGUAUCCCACUCUCUCAGGACCUUAGCUGCUCACUACACCUAGCAAUUCGAGAUAUGAAGCCAGACAUGGUCGUCACUCUUCUAGGCCACGGAGCGAUACCCCGAGCACACAGUAUCCUGGAUCUGGUGAAGUCUCUCACGGAUGCCUUGACCAGUGGCAAACCCGAUGCAGUCAUGACUGAGCGAUUUCUGCUUGUUCUGCGGUCACUGAACUUGGCGAACGUUGAGGCUGAUGCACUUGACGAAAUCUCGGACAGUGCUUGGAGCAGUUUUGGGCGCUAUCUUCUUGGAGACAAAGACGAAGGCAUGAGGAUGACAGCUUUGUUACAGGCGGCCAGAAACGUGGACAACGAAGCAGUCAUAGAAGCCCUCUUGCAGUCUGGAGCAAACCCUAUGCUUACCUCGGGCGGUUCAUUCAACUCGAUUGUCACCUCGGCUGUUCAUGCUCGAACGGACUCCCUGAGAGUGCUUAUACGACACAUUGGGGCGGCAUCGGAGCUGUCACAUCUUUCUAGCGACUACGAGAAGCUUUGCUGCCAUCUCUCAAGAGAGGGCAACAUCAACGCAACUACGCAAACUGGAAAGACGGUCCUUCAUUUGGCAGCCAGAGCCGGCAAUCAUGAGCUGGUAUCGCGUUUGCUAGAAUACGGAGCUGAUGCUAAUGCCCCGGACAAGCGCAACCUCACGCCAGUUCACCACGCCGCAAUGUCCGGCAACCUAGAGACUCUGAAGCUACUUUGUCCUCUCAAAAAUGGAAACCACAUGCACUCACCAGGCCCAUCGACGACCCAACAUCUACAAAUCGACCUCGACCUACCCGCCCAGUGGAGCCAACCAAUCCUUCGCGACGCCGUCGUCGAGCGCCGAGUCGACAUAGCCCGAUAUCUAAUCCAACUCGGCGCCAACUCCGCUCGAGCGGGCCAGCGACCAGAACUAUGCGUUGCCGCGGAGAAAGGAUACGACGACAUGGUCACCGCUCUCCUCGAAGCCGGCGUCGACGCCAACAGUCCCGACGCCUACGGGUGGACAGCCCUGCACUACGCCGCGCACGAGGGGAGCGAGGCCGUCGCGCGGGCGCUCCUGUUGCGCGGCGCGAGCACGUCCGCGACGACAAGGUGUUGGGGCUCCGGUGAUCUGGAGCUCGAGCGCGUCGACCGAGACGAUCCUUGGCGGGCCCAGCCCCUGCACGUCGCUGCCAUUUCUGGGAAGCCCGGGGUGGUGAGGCUGCUGCUGCAGCAUGGGGCUGAUGUGCAUGCCAGGGUAGCGGGGGGGGAUCACUACGGCCCGACGGCUUUGCAUAUGGCGCUGCAUGUGGGAGAGAUUGGGCUUUCGGCGGAGGAGUUUGGGAAUGAGUAUCUCCAGGUGGCACAGGCGUUGGUGGAAGCGGGUGCUGAUGUUUCUGGCGUGGCUGACAGGUUUACGGUGGAGCAUGUCCUCAAAUUUAAAGGGUAUGAGGACCUUUGGGAUAAGUUGAGGGUUGGCAUAUUAACAAGGUGA